Messenger RNA from Caenorhabditis bovis, 3051 nucleotides. Lineage: Eukaryota; Metazoa; Nematoda; Chromadorea; Rhabditida; Rhabditidae. The record is from the annotation of a GenBank genome assembly.
AUGUAUUCGAUGCGAACGCGAAGCGGCAGCGUCGAGCGAUGCUCGUCGUCGUCGCGAGACCCGGCGCCGUAUCGUACGAGCUAUGGAAGGGAACGCGAGCGGAUGGCGCCGCCGCCGGCGACGAACACAACAACAACCAGUCGGAUGUCGAGAGCGACGUCGUAUGAUCCGUUCGGAUCGUCGGCUCGAAGCAGCUCGGUGAUCCGAAGCAAUCCGUUGUCGACCAGCGAUUAUUCGUCAUCGUCGUAUUCGAGACCAUCGAUUUCGUCAAGAUACGGUAGUAUCGAUCAGCUCAAUUCUUAUAAAUAUCGAUCGUCGGGAUCAACAUCAUCGGGUGCGUCGAGCUCCUAUACGACGAGAUCAACGCGCGCGGGAAGUGUGAUAGGCGCUUAUGACUCGACGAACCGCGAUUACUCAACAUCACGCUAUCGGCCAUCUGACAGCGCUUAUUCAUCGAAAUAUCGAUCAGCUGACCUGUCGGAUUACACUUCAAAAUAUCGAUCGCCCGAUAAUAGUAGCCGAGCUUCAUCGACGUCCUCGUCUUCCAGUUAUACGUCGCGAUCGAAUUUUGAAUAUCGUACAGCAUCGACAAGCUCGUAUAGAAGCACGAACACUUAUCGACGAGAUCGCGAAUAUAAAUCAAUGAGUCGAACGAAUGAUGAUGAGGAAGACGAUGUGGAAUCAACAUUCCGCAAACUUUAUAAGAAAUACGUUACUGAAAGCGAUUCGGAGACCGAAUCGCUCGCCGAACAAGUUACAAAACGAUUUCAAUCGAAGAGUGAAGCUGAAGAAUCGGAUGAGUCGUUGUGCGAGGAUGAUGAAAUGCUGGCGAAACACCAGAAAAAAGGAUUGAGAAGGGCAAGUUCGGCGUCGUCAAUAACUCCGCGAGCAUCUGUUUGCAAUUCAGCGAACGCCACACCGAAAUGCUCGCCACUGCCGGCUCGCAAGCAAUUCAACGAGGUCAAAGACGUUUCGUCGUCGUCGUCGGAAUCAGAAGAGGACGAGGGGAAAUCGCAAAUCGCUGAAGUUCUCAGUGAUCGGCAAAAAUUCAUGGAGAAAUUCAGGGAUGUUGAAAUGAUUGAAGCGAAAAUCGAGGCGAGAGACGUUGCGGCGAGCCCAUCGCACAAAAUUGUGCAGAAUCAGAAGAUUGAGGAGAGAAUCGAGGCGAAACCGCUGUCAAGAAACAUUCAAAUGGAAGCCACGAUUGGCGACGCGAAGCCGACGCCGAAAAUUGUGUCGGCGAUCAAAAUCAACGGGAUUCCCGUGAAGAGCGAGACGGCUGACAUCGGUGAGAAGAGCUCGACGUCGGCCAAUGAGCCGGUCCGUCUUGUGAUGAAGAGGAAUCGCAGCAAAUCGCCGAAUCGGCAUGAAAACGCCGACAUUUGCGAUCGCCGCUCCGCCGAGCCGCCCAUUAUUAAAACGAGUGCGGUUGUUGAGUCGAUCGACGAUGUACGAGCGAAAUCGGAGGAAAUUGAGCAGAAAGCGGUUCGACGACGACGCAUUCCGAAUCGAACGCUGGAGAACCUCAAAAAUAGUUUGAUGGCCGAGCAGGCGAUGAAUUUGGAGAAGAAGGAGGAAGACGAGAAUAAAACGAAGAUUGACGAGGUGGAGAAGAAAGACGAAGUGAAGCCGAGAAAAAUUCCGAUUCCUCUCGUCCUUAUCACGGCGCCAUCGACACCAUCGACACCAUUGGCGACGACACCGGUCGCCACUUCUGCAAGUGUGUGCUUGUGGAACAAACGGGCGUCGACGUCGUCGGAUGACGACGAUGAAGACGUUGAGGAGGAGGAUGAGUUCUCCAGUGGCGAAUGGACCGAAGGAGAGGAUGAGGAGCAGUACGAAUCCGAUUGCGAGUUUUCGGUGUCGCAGACGUUCAGCUUAAAGGGACAUAUCCCGCUGGGCGAGCUUUAUCCAUUGGCGACGUCGUCGUCGAACAGCUCGGCGCGUGUUUCCGAGUUCGACGGCGACGCGUUUUUGGAGAAGAGUCGAAAAGAGGAAUCGCGCGGACGCGUCGACAGUCUGCUCGCCAAACCGGCGCCGACGUUCACCUGUAGUGUUUCGUUCGACGGCGAAGAGGAUGACGAUGACGAGUGGGGAUCCGAUGAGGUGCAUAGUUGCGAAGAAGGCGACGACGAUGAUUUUCGAGUUUUGCCGAUUGCUCGACCCGACUCGACGCCUCUUGGAGCCUACAUGAGUCCGGGAAGUAUUACCAGCGAUGAGGAUUACGAUGGGCGUACGGUGGGCUGCACGUUGAAGCUGGUUGACAAGGCGGCUCGCAAGGAUAGCGAUGAGAGCGAUGAAUCGGAAUAUUACGAGGAUGAGGAGGAGUACUGGGAUGAGGAGUAUGAAUAUGAGGAUGAGGAUGAGGAAGAGUAUGAGUAUGAGGACGAAGAGGAGCUUGAGGAGUAUUAUGAUGAAGAGGAGGAGAUGUCGUCGGAAGACGUUACUAUGAAAUCGGUUGAGUUUGAGGAGACUAGCGAGAUUGUUGAUGAGAUUCAGGAGAUUGACAUCGUGGAAGAAUCAAUCGAGAAGAAGCUGGCACAACUCACGCCGAUGACAGUAAGUCAAGUUGAGGAGAUGUUCGAGGAGGCUGAAGUUUGUGAGCUUCCCGACGAGCAGCUGUUUGAGCUCGACCAGAUUGAAGUCGAAGAUUAUACGGGCAAAAAGGAUGUGAACAUAAUACCGACGUUUGUGCGCGAAACGACGGAGAAUAUCAAAGAAGAGAGGGCGAGUCGUUUCGCCGAUGCGAAGCCGUCGACGGACUUCGCGAAGAAGGCCAUCAUUCAGCCGGCGAAGCUCGAGAAGGUCCAGAUCGCCAAAGUCGAGACGAAAGUGAUGGAAGAGAAGCCGAAACCGCCACCGCCGGACGCCGACGUCAAAACGGAGGAUAAGUCGGCGAUUCGAAAAUCGGCGCUGAACAUGAAGGAGGAGGACGCGAAGAGGAAGGCCGAAAGCGAUGAGAAAGCCGCCGCUCAGAAGGCUCGUCGCUAUGGCACGGUGUCGGCGUUGACCGACAAAUUCAAGAAGACUGCCGAUGAGCCGAUUGUGUGA